AGACAACAAGCUGCUGCCAACCAUUGACUUUGUAGCAAAAUAAGACCAGCUCCACUUGAGUUUAAAUAUAACACAACCAAAGAGCAACAUCAAGGAAAAUUUAUAUUCCCAGCUUCAUACAUACUAUUGCAAUUUCCAAUUUCCAUGGCCAUUAUCACUGAAAUACAAGAAGAAGAAGCAGCAACAACAACAACAACAAAGUAUGAUGUUUUCCUGAGUUUCAGAGGGAAAGACACUCGUCUUGGUUUUGUUGAUCACCUCUACCAAGCUUUGGUGAAUGAAAACAUUUCUACCUUUCUUGAUGAGGAAGAGUUUGAAUCUGGGGAAGAACUUAAACCUGAGCUUGAAAGAGCUAUAAAAAGCUCUUGUGCUUCGAUAAUUGUGUUGUCUAAGAACUUCGCAUCUUCAACAUGGUGUUUAGACGAGUUGGUGAUGAUCCUUGAGCAACGAAAGGUCUUCGGCCAUAUUGUUCUCCCCAUCUUCUACAACGUUGAGCCCACCCAUAUCAGGAAGCAAGAAAGCACUUUUGGAGAAGCGUUGUUUAAACAUAAACAAAGGAUUGAGAACGAAAAGGAUGAGGAGAAGAAAAUUCAAGGUGCUCGUAAGUUGGAGAAGUGGACGAAAGGACUUACAGAAAUUGCUGAUUUGAUAGGAAAAAAUGCAACUGGGAGACGAGAGACUGUGUUCAUUGAAGAAGUCGUGAAUGAAAUUAGUAGUAAACUGGAGCCACACUUGCAGAUGAGAAUCCCACGCCUAAUUGGGAUGGACAAUCUUAUUACUUCCAUCGGUUCCUGGUUAAAAAGCGGAUCAACCAAAACUGCUGAAAUUCUCACAAUUUGGGGAAUGGCUGGGAUCGGAAAGACAACUUUUGCAAAACAUAUGUAUAAAUUGCACGAACACAAGUUUGAAAGAAGAAGCUUUGUUGAGGACAUUGGAAGAAGAUGUGCACAACAGACAUGUUCGAAACUAGAUUUGCAAAAACAGCUUCUAGGAGACAUUCUAAAGAAAAAAAAGAUUGAACCACAUAAUGUAGAUCUGAGCACAUCUAAGAUUGAAAAAGCAUUAUUGAGGAAAAAGACGCUUCUAGUUCUAGACGAUGUUGAUAACAUUGAUCAACUGGAAGCGUUGAUUGGAACAAAAGGGUUUCAUCCAGGAAGUAAGAUUAUAGUAACAACCAAAGAUGGGUCCAUAACAGAAAAGUGUUCAUUGUUUCGCAUGCCAUAUCCUCCAGAACAUGAAAUUCUUGCACUUUGGGGCUUAAGUGAUAGGGAAUCUCUUAGACUUUUGUGUUGGAAUGCAUUUGGAAGCAUUCAUCCCAUGAAAGGUUUUGAGAAAGAAGCACAACGGGCUGCAAAGUAUUGUGUAGGACAUCCAUUGGCACUUGAAGUUUUGGGUAGGUCAUUAGCUAAUGAAGAUAUAGCCACAUGGAAUGAUGUCCUUGAAAUGUUGAAGGCAAAAGUAGAUUUAACUGGUGUAAAAAAGAUUCUACAAAUCGGCUUUGAUACAUUACCAGAGAACUGCAAAGAACUGUUUAAGCAUAUUGCAUGUUUUUUUGUUGGAACAGAUAGAGUAGUUGCAGAAACAAUAUUAAAAGGAUGCGGUAUCCAGACAUCAUAUGGGAUCCGAAAGCUAAUUGAUAGAUGUCUUCUUACGAUUGAAAAAUAUAAUGUGUUGGCGAUGCAUCAGUUGGUUCAGGAUAUGGGUAGAGAUUUAGUCGUCGGAGAAUCACCUGAAAAGCCAUGGAAGCGAAGUCGUGUAUGGAAUCAUGAAGAAUCCCUGGAUUUGUUAGAAAAAGACAAGGCUUCGAAGAAAAUUCAAGGUCUUAUGCUUGACAUGAAACUUUUGGGGAAAGUGCAUACCUUCAAAGAUGAUGAUCACAAGAAGAAUUUUAGAGUUGUUCAAUCCAUCCCGAUGGUUUAUAUCGUUUUCUUAAGGAUUUGGUUGUUUUUUGCUCGGCUUGUCCUAAUGUUUUCGUCUUCUUAUAGUAAAAAUGUGGAACUAAGAACAGAUGUGUUACAAAAGAUGGAUAAGUUAAAGCUGCUCCAACUCAAUCAUGUAAAAAUCAGCGGAUACUACAAGAAUUUUCCAAAAGAUUUAAGAUGGUUGUGCAUGCAUGGAUUCCACUUAAAGUACAUACCUUCAGACUUACCAAUGGAUAAUUUAGUUGCUCUUGACAUGUCUUACAGUAAUCUAAGACGACUUUGGAAUAAGCCAAAGCUUCUUGGGUCAUUGAAGAUUCUUAAUCUGAGUUAUUCCAAGCUUGUUAAAGCUGAAGGAUUCUCUUGGCUACCUGCUCUUGAGAGGUUGAUUCUUAGAAGCUGUGAAAGAUUGGUUUAUCUGUGUGAGUCAAUUGGUAGUUGUAAUAGCCUUGUUAUUCUUGACAUGAGCAAAUGCACUAAGCUUGAAAAGGUUCCAAUUAUCAUUAGCAAAUUAAAAAAUGUGAGAACUCUAUCAUUAGAAGGUUGCUUGGGUGCUAGUGAAUUUCUAAUGCAGAUGAAGGAUAUGGAGUCGUAUGCAUCUUCCUCUUCCAUUACAAAAUUUGUACCAAAAAGUCCAAAAUCAUUUUUAAUUUCCUUUCCAUCUUCACUAGUAACCUUGUCGCUUAUAGACAAUAAUUUAUCUAGUGAGUCCUUUCCAAAGGACUUUAGUAGCAUGUCAAUGGUGAAGAAAUUACGUUUAGAUGGGAAUCCUAUUGUUACGUUGCCGGAUUGUGUGAGAAGCCUUAUCAAGCUCGAGGAACUCUAUGUUGGGCGAUGUUCGAUGUUAAAGUCACUUUUGUGCCCUUCACCUACAAUCAAACAUUUGUUGACUCAACAUUGUGCGACACUUGAUAAAAUAACAUUCCCUCAAGAAAUGGCCACACUACCAGUUGUGUAUUUCAAAGAUUCAGUGUCAUUGACUGAAAUUCAAGGCAUUAUGAAAUUUCAAUUUAUAGCACAAGUUGAAGAUCAGAUACUUUGUAGCUUGGGGUGGACAAAUGUAGAAGACGUGAAAGGUCUUAAGAUGCAAAUCUGGGAUUCGGGGAGAUGGCCUAUUGCCAAGAAGUUACCAAUCCAUAUGUUUUAUGAAUUUGGAAUAUUUAGCACAUGUUUUCCAGGAAAAGUGGUUCCAGAAUGGUUGGCUCAAAAAAGCAAUGGGACAGGGGUGGUUAGUUCUUUGAGAAUAAGAAUACAAAAUGAGACAAAAAAUCGCACCUGGAUAUAUUAUGGUUAUAUAUUUGCUGUCCAAGAAGGUGAUGAAGAUAUAGUAUGGUUAAGCCACUGGAUGUUUAGGAACAAUGAGAUUGAAAAUGGUGAUAAAGUUAGUGUUACAAUAGUAGAAGAAGAGGAAGAUGGUGGGAUAAUGGUAAGAGAGUGUGCAGUCAGCCCUGUGUACAAUGACGGAGACAAUAAAGAAGAUCCUUUGAGUUAUUACAAGUCGUGGAAACAUAUCAUUGGUGGAGAUCUAUCUGAUUUUCAAUUAACAUCAGGAGAUUACUUCCUAAUCCAUGAUCGUUUUUUCCAUCCUCCCUAUAGAUUUAAAAUGCUCUUUGAACAUAAAACAACUUCUAAUUUAGUUGGGUAUACUCCCCAAUAUAAAGACGAGGAUGCAAAUAGAAGCGAACAUGAUAAUCAAUAUAGACCUACAAAAUGUGUCAUGUUCUGUGAGGUUGGAGUUGAGUUUUUCCAGCCCUAGGUUGCAGUUUUACCGUGAUAGCCUAGCUAGGUUUAUUAUUGUGUAUUGUGGCUAUAAUAUUAGUGUGCAUAGUUGCAUAUGAUUAUUUAGUGCAAGUUGUUAAGCCAUGUAUUGUGUUAUAUUAAAGCCCACUGUACUAUGUAUAUAUUGCCUUAUUUUUAAUGAAAUCGGUAUGGGAAAAUAUUAGGUC
Messenger RNA from Lactuca saligna, 3865 nucleotides. The record is from the annotation of a GenBank genome assembly. Lineage: Eukaryota; Viridiplantae; Streptophyta; Magnoliopsida; Asterales; Asteraceae.